GGGGCAAACUGGCUACUUCUAAUAAAACAUUGAUACGGGGAUUUAAAAUAUUUCUACUGAUAUCUAAAGACAUCAAUGAUCGCUCAGUUGUAUUUAUAUCGCCAACCUCUGCUAACCGCACAGUUAGAAACUGUCUUUACUUGAUGUCAAAGAUACAAAAUUUACAUUGUUUAAUAUUAUUGCCAUUGCUGGCAUCAAAUAUAGACAAUUUCUCGGUGGGAUUUAAUGAACAAGGUUGUAAACAUCGCAGGCAGCAAGUACUUGCGGCGUUUAUUUCACGUCUUUUGGAUUUUCACGUCUAUGAACUAGGCAGAAUAUAUACGGUAAGCCAAGAUUACGGAGCCAAACAUUCAAAGAAUGAGUUGCCUUCAGCUUACACUCGAAAAAAUGUUUACUGGAUGACAAGUUUGAAUGCUGCGGCUUCCUUUAUUUUGACAGGUUGUGAGCAGGUUCAACUUGGCGAGAAGUUCCAACAUUAUCAUUUAAUAAGUAAUGAAGCAGUUUACCAUUUUCAAGACCCUAUGCUACGCAGUGGAUAUUCUCAUAUAUCUGACGUGUCAAAAGAUGGUCAUGCGCAUUUUACUAGGAUCUCUCAACAUCAUUCACUUUACAUGCAUGAAUCCAAACCUACACAGCGUGCAUUUUUACCCACUACUGUUUCCAUAAAAGAAAAAAGAGUUUCCCAUUAUUUUCCUCGGUGCUACAGAAUCACCCAGCGGACCUAUGUGCCGAUAUAUACAAUGGAUGUCAUUCGCCAACGUGAUAUUGAUUUGCAUCCUAAUUUUACAACUCUAUGGCAAAGCAUUAUCAAGAUGCGAUGGCACUGGUUCGCAAAUAAGCCGAAUGACGCACGAGCUUUCAACUAUGUAUAA
Molecule: messenger RNA, 872 nt
Organism: Mycotypha africana
Lineage: Eukaryota; Fungi; Mucoromycota; Mucoromycetes; Mucorales; Mycotyphaceae
Exons: 6
Coding region: 144-872 (242 amino acids)
Source: RefSeq, a predicted model, not a curated record